AUGCCGCCCUCGCAGCUGAAGCGCCUCAAGGCGUCCUUGCGUGAAAAGGGCAUCGUUGGUCCGCAGAAAUCCAAGAAGGAAAAGAAGAGGUCCUCCGGCAAGGAUGGCGCCGAGCGCGCCGCUCAGCGCAGUGCCGCGCUCGCCAGCAUCCGCGACAAUUUCAACCCUUUCGAAAUAAAGGCCGCCGCGAGGCCCGAAAAAUUCGAGUCCACAAGCCUGCAGAAGGCGAAUGGGAAGAAUGGGAAGGGUGUGUUGGCAAGGCCCGGCGUGACCAAGAGCAUGGGCGAGGAGACUCGCCGCAAAACUCUUCUGCCCGAAUUGAACAAGCGGAACAAAGCCGGAGGUAUUAUUGACAGACGUAUCGGCGAGAACGACCCGAAUAUGUCGGUUGAGGACAAGAUGAUGGAGCGUUUCACACGCGAGAAGUCGCGCAAGAAGGGAGCUGGUCUGUUUGACUUGGAAGACGACGAGGAACAAGAGGAGGUGCAGCUUACGCAUAUGGGACGUGCUCUGGAUCUCUCCGGCGAGCAGGAUGACUUCGACGCCGGCAGCCUCUCGGGCGGUAGCGACGACGAGGAUGGCAGGCCGCGCCGGCUGAAGAGAAGAAGGGAUUCGGACGAGGACAUUGACCUCACGGACGAAGAGGGGGAGGAUGAGCCGGAGCGCAAAAAGAGCAAGGCUGAGGUCAUGAAGGAGGUCAUUGCCAAGUCGAAAUUGCACAAGUAUGAACGCCAGCAGCAGAAGGAGGAUGAUGACGACUUGCGAGAAAAGCUCGACGCCGAUAUGCACGACAUGCUGUCUCUUCUGCGAGGCGUCAAAAAACCCCCGGCACUCCCAAUCUUCGACGGAACGGAGGGUGCACUCGGCUCGAUGAACCCGGAACGAGCGGCACUCAUGAGCGACGCGGACAAGGCCAAGGCUGAGAAGGAGUACGAUAAGCGGUUAUUCGAGAUGAAGCUGGACAAGCGCGCAGCUCCGACUACAAGAACGAAGACCGGCGAGGAAAAGGCAAAGGAGGAGGCCGAAAAAUUGAAGAAGAUGGAGGAGAAACGGAUGAAGAGAAUGAGAGGCGAGGAGGAUAGCAGCGAUGAAGAAGAGGAGCAAACAAAGAACGAUGUGGAACUACAAGGAGACGAGGAUGUCUUCCCGGAUGACGCAGCGGAGUUUGGUUUGCAAGAUGUUCAUACCAACCUGCGGCCACCAGGCGUCGACGAUGAGGAUGAUUUUGUCAUUGAUGAUGACCUGGUCGCCAGUGGCUCGGACAUAGAUGAGGAUGAUGUGUCAAGUGGAAGCGAGGUCGAGAGCUCUGAUGAAGAGGAUGGAGAGCCUGAGAUCAAUGAAGAGGAAGAAGAGGACGAGUUUGUCCGCGGUAUAUUGGGAAAGAGCGAGGAGGAAAAGGCCCAGGAAAAGGCUCUGGAUGCGAAGAAGGCACUUGAGACACAGGCUUCAAAACUAGCCUACACAUAUCCGUGCCCUCAGUCACACGGGGAGUUGGUGGAUGUGUUGAAGGGUGUUUCCGCGGCAGACACACCCACAGUCGUUCAGCGCAUCCGAGCUUUGUACCACCCUCAACUGAGCGCAGAGAACAAGGAGAAGAUGGCACACUUCUGUGGAGCUUUGGUGGAUCAUGUCUCAUUUAUGGCUCUGCAAAAGCCAGCUCCGCCAUUGGCACCUAUCGAAACCUUGAUCCGACACCUUCACUCUCUUUCUCGGACAUUCCCCCUCGACGUUGCGAAAGCCUUCCGGAGUCACAUUGAAAAGAUGCUCGGAGCGUCGACGAUUAGCCCAGGGGACCUGGUUAUUCUGACCGCCAUUGGAACCAUCUACCCGACGUCCGACCACUUCCACCAAGUCGUUACUCCAGCCAUUACAAUCAUGGCGCGCUGGCUUGGUUUGACGACACCGCAAACAACCCAGGAACUAGUGACCGGCGCAUACGUUGGUACGCUGUGUCUCAAGUACCAGGCGCUUUCGAAGCGUUACAUCCCCGAGCUAGUCCGUUUUACUUCCCUUGCACUGAAGCAUCGCUCUACACCCCCGGACAUCAUUGGUGCCUACCUCAACAACCUCACCACCAUGGCCGAUAUGUGGGCAAACACGCCAGCUUUCACCGAGAUAUUCACGCCAACCGCCCUCGCCACUGUCCAAUCCCUCGGCAAGCCCGGCCGGAAAGCAGCCCAACACCUGACCAUCCUGCUGUCGAAUGCGCGGCAGCGGCGGCGCCCGCAGGAGCUGCACCACUGGCGGCCGCUGCCAAUCAAGACGAGUAUCCCCAAGUUCGAGGAGGGUUUCAAUCCGGACAAGCACUACGAUCCGGAUCAGGAGCGGCGCGAGGCAGCCAAGCUCAAGGCGGAGUACCGGCGCGAGAAGAAGGGAGCGAUGCGCGAGUUGCGCAAGGACGCGAGCUUCAUCGCACGCGAGAAGCUGCGCGAGAAGAAGGAGCGCGACGCCGCGUACGAGGCCAAGUACAAGCGCCUUGUGGCGGAGAUCCAGGGCGAAGAGGGAAGGGAAAAGAACGCGUACGAGAGGGAGAAGAAGGCAAGGAAGGAGAGGAGGAGGUAG
Messenger RNA from Lasiodiplodia theobromae, 2562 nucleotides. Its product is annotated as rRNA maturation protein. NCBI's taxonomy places the organism in Eukaryota, Fungi, Ascomycota, Dothideomycetes, Botryosphaeriales, Botryosphaeriaceae. The record is from RefSeq and is a predicted model, not a curated record. Bases 1 to 2562 code for a protein of 853 amino acids. Gene Ontology annotation, biological process: maturation of SSU-rRNA. Gene Ontology annotation, cellular component: nucleolus; small-subunit processome; Noc4p-Nop14p complex. The transcript has 2 exons.